CACUCAACAUCCAUCGCAUCCUCAACCCGUUAAAUAUUCUUAAUCCUAAUUAACAUCCGACAACCAACCCGGUCCAUCCUCAUUAAUCAACCAUGGUCUCAUUCACCACGCUCCUCACCCUCGCCGCUGGUGCUCUGGCUACACCCGUCACUCCCGCGUUGACCACCCGUGAUAUCGAAAUCCCCGCCAACUGGACCUGGCACGUUAGCGGCUGGGAAGCCGGUUGCCAACGCCGCGGCUGCUACUACAACUUCAACGUCACAAUCCCUAGUGUGCGCGCUGCCAUUGGCGGCGGCAAGUACUACUGCAACGGAUACGAGAACGGAUGGUACCGCCAGGGCAACUGGUUCGAAGAAUGCAAGCUUCUGGAGCGUGCUCCCGGCGAGUUUCUGUCCGAGGCGGAUAAUACCGUUGCGGCCAAGUUGAGUGAGCAGGUUGGCGAUGAUCCGACACCGAAUGAGAUUAUUGUCAGCUUUCUGUGGAAUGGGUAUACGCCCACUGGACGCCCCUCGUACAACUUCUCCGGUUCUGCUCCAACUGUGUACAACCAGUUUGUUAGCCCUACUCUGGAGUUCGACAUUACUCCUUCCAGCGUUUUCGCUGUCGCGUAAGCGAAAGAAGAGAGUAGUAUGUCUGAGUAGAAGGGUAAAUAAUGAGCUGGACAUGUGGAAACGAAUAAAAUAAGAUUGAUUUUUAUGUUCAGUAUCACUUAUUACUAGAACUGAUUGGAUUCAUUUAGCGUGUAGCGUAUCUGAUCAUCUUUUUCACAAAAAAAAGAAUAGAAUACCUUAGUGUUUACAACUCCAAGUAUAAGUAUAAUGUUGACAAAUGAAAGAAGCGGAUUCAGUACGAACAUGGAGGAUAUUUGUAUGUUAUGACAUGGAUUUGAGUCUUAAGCAAUAGUCCAAGUAAAUCUCAUGGCAAGAAAGCU
Bipolaris sorokiniana ND90Pr is the source of this 931-nucleotide messenger RNA. RefSeq lists its product as uncharacterized. The record is from RefSeq and is a predicted model, not a curated record. The transcript is spliced from 2 exons. The coding region runs from base 93 to 611 and encodes 172 amino acids. Lineage: Eukaryota; Fungi; Ascomycota; Dothideomycetes; Pleosporales; Pleosporaceae.